Messenger RNA from Soboliphyme baturini, 474 nucleotides. NCBI's taxonomy places the organism in Eukaryota, Metazoa, Nematoda, Enoplea, Dioctophymatida, Soboliphymatidae. The record is from the annotation of a GenBank genome assembly.
AUGUCAUCGCCGUGUCUGCGUCCUCAGUUCAGAACGGGUGGCGACUCCUUUGGUGACUGGCAUUUUCGUCGUCGAUCUUCGUCAGCCGUUGUUGUGCUUCACGCUUCCGGUUGGCAGAGGGCGAUGAGCAGGCUCUGGUCGCCUGUUUUUCGCAGUCUGCCUCAGUCCCCCAGCAGCCUGCGCGCCCUUGGUAACCCGGGCGACGUCCGAGCCGGAAAAAUUUUGGCUUGCGUCAAUACCAUGAGUGGCGGAUGGCAAACUUUUACGGAGACUUCGCCACUGUCUCCAACCCUCCUCCUUUCGCAACAGGGUUUCUGGCCGGCAACGUUGGAGCUAGAUGAGUUUGUUGUCAAGAUCAGAUUUCAGAACAUUUCCAAACAUUGCUGCCAGUUGAUUACUGAGAUCAUUUCCAUCGCCAACCAGCUGUACGGCAUCGAGUACCAAUUCCCAGCCUUCAUUGUUAUUCCAACCUAA